CGGAAAACACGGUGCGUCCAAGAUGAGUGUGGAAAAGGCGAAGAAGGCUCCCCAGGAUGCCCACCUCCUAUCUACUGAGCAGCCACCUGCCGUCCCGUCGGGGCUCCUGUUACCACCCCUCUGUACGUACCCGACGGUCCCGACGGUCCCGACCGACCCGGCCCCGACGCCGCCCGGCCCGUCCCCGCCAUUGUUUCCGACUCCGGACCCAGUACUGGCCCCGAACCCAGCGGCAUCCACGUGCACCGACUUGAACGACGAGCCCCGACCCCCCCGACCCGUCGCCAUCGACGACAACCCCGCCAUUCACCUCCCCGGCUGGCGAAGAUGGGUCGCCCUUUUCACCGUCUGUUGGAUGACCCUGCCCAUGAACUUCGCCACGUCGUCCAUCCUCGCCGCCGCCCCUGAAGUCGCCGCCGAGUUCUCCAUUCCCGCAACCACCAUCAGCGUCGCCAAUGCGGGCGUCUUCCUCGCCAUGGCUGCCUCGCCGUUGAUCUGGGUACCCGUUGCCCGCCUCUUGGGCCGUCGUCUCGCCUACCUGUCUGCCGCCUGUGUUCUCGGCCUCUGCUCCAUCGGGUCGGCCCUGGCCCCGAACAUGGCCACUUUCACGGCCAUUUGGGUCAUCGGUGGUACUAUCGGUGUUGUGUUUCUGGUCUACGGGCAGACGAUUCUCUCAGAUCUUUUCGAACCAACUAUCCGAGGGACUGCCGUGGGGUUCUUCCUGGGUACCUGUGUGAGCGGCAACGGCAUUGCACCGUUGACUGGCGGCAUUAUCUCAGCGUAUACCAGCUGGCGGGUCAUCUUUGGCGUCCAAGCUGGUAUGACGCUCAUAGGGCUGAUCCUCGGGUGGUUCUUCGUCCCGCACGACAUCGUUGCCGAGAAAGACCAGGAACAGUCCGAGGAGACGGCGAAACGCCUGCUGCGAGUCUUCAGCCCGCUCCCCGUCUUCAGGGUCAUGAGACACCCCAAUAUUCUCUUAGCCAACAUCUCCUGCGGUCUGCUAGCCUUCAACCAGUACGGGAUGCUCAGCUCCAUCCGCCCCGCCAUCAACGAACGGUUCAACUUGACCACGCCACUGACCAGCGGUCUCUUCUACCUGGCGCCCGGUGUCGGGUUUGUCCUCGGCGGCACCAUCGGCGGCAGGAUAUCCGACCAUACCGUCAAGCGGUACAUCAAGAGGCGGAACGGUCUCCGACUACCGCGCGACCGGCUGCGGUCCGGUUUCGCAUCCAUGUUCGUCAUCUUGCCCCUCGGAACGCUGGUGCUGGGCUGGAGCCUUGAACAGCGCCUGGGCGGCAUGGUUCUCCCCGCGGCGAGUGCUUUCGUUGCCGGUGUGGGCCUCAUGUCUUCGUUUAGCGGGCUUAAUACCUUCUCUGCAGAGGUGUUCCCGCAGAGCAAAACGGAGGUCAUCAGCAGCAAGUACUUCGUGCAAUACAUGUUCUCGGCCUCGACCAUAGCGAGUCGCAUGUCGACCAUUCAGACCAUGCGGACUGGUUGGGCCUUUACUUUGACUGCUGCUGUUGGACUACUGGCCGGCGUCAUCGUGGUUUUCAUCACACGAUACGAACCAAAGACUGAGAAGCUGCUGAGAGAGAAUAGAUAAGGGGGAUUCCCGUUCAUGUUUAUUUUGGAAUCAUUGCCGGCAUUGCUUUGGUUUCAUGAAUUGCCACUUUAGAUCCAAAGUCUUAGAGAUAUAGACUAGGCUUAACGAUACCCCCCCUGAAGAAUACCCGGCCUGCAAGGGUAAUGUACGUAGCAGAACAUCAUGCAGUCUUAGACAAUCAUAGGAAUCGGAGGAGUUUACGGGUCACUCCAAUCUAGACAUAGCUCAACCCAGCC
Molecule: messenger RNA, 1839 nt
Organism: Sodiomyces alkalinus F11
Lineage: Eukaryota; Fungi; Ascomycota; Sordariomycetes; Glomerellales; Plectosphaerellaceae
Product: MFS general substrate transporter
Exons: 6
Coding region: 23-1603 (526 amino acids)
Biological process (GO): transmembrane transport
Molecular function (GO): transmembrane transporter activity
Source: RefSeq, a predicted model, not a curated record